ACGGAUCUCUUUCAUUUCUCUCUCGCUUUUCCGUUGUCUUCAGUCUACUGUCCGUAUAUAUAUUCUUUCUUCUCUUUUGCGCCAGCCAUUAUUGACUUUUCUUUGUCAACAUCCCGACAAUAGCGGUUCCCCAAAAAGGAAGCUAUACACCACCUCACCCCAGCCUCGCUAGCCAUUCUUCUGCAUAAGCCUGCCAAGAUGCUGCAAUCUCCCCUGCAGCCUCGCCCAUUCACAUUGGGACGUGGGAAAGAUGUGUCCGUGACGGAGCCAGUAGUGUCCGUCGUCGAAGUAGCAUCAGACACCGAAGACAACAGCAAGGCGCAACAACGACAACGGCAACCCGACGACGUCGACCUCGCCAUCUCCCGCCUCGACCUGAAUGCCACCCACAUGAAAAGCUCCCCCUACGACGACCCAGUCAACCACCUCAACCUCCAGGAACUCGAACUCCCCUACCGCCUCUUCGCCCUGGCUCUCACGCAAUUCAACAACAUCCGACCAGACUACGCCACCGCCCCUUACGUGGAAAGCUUCAACCUCCCCUUCGUUUUUUCCGUCUUGAGAAGGCUUUGCGAACGGCACGGCAUCCAUUGGCAACGCACGGAAUUCUACCUCGUCAUCUUCCGAUCGCAACUGCAUCGGACGGCGGAUCGCGUGCGCCUCGGCGAGCUCGACAAGAACUCUCACGAAGAGGCUUGCGCCAGUGGGGGACUGUUGACGUACUGGUUUGGUAGUCCGGAUGCGGACAUGCGGAACUUGGCGACUUGCAUCUGGCGAAACAGAGCAGACGCCGCGGCGGGCGGCAAGGGUCCGGAGCAUCGCAAAGCGAGAAUGUCCGCGCGGGAAAUGUACGAGAGCAUUUCCUUCCACACGCAUAAACUUGUCGUCGAGGAGGGAGCGAUGAGCUGGCAUUUAGAAGACUACCGGGACUAAUGCUUGGCCGCUCGAUCAUACGCUUCACAUAGUUUUGAUUCUGGGUUUCCCUUCUUUUGGAAGCGAUUUAGCGAGCGAGCGAGGUGUUGGAGGUCGUCAUUCUCCUUUGCGGCAAAGCAAGCGCUCAUGGCAUUGGCUUCAGCUACCGUUGGUCUUUGCAUCAUCCUUUCGUCGUGGAUGUGGCCUGGGCAUAGCGCAUAAUUAGCAACUGGCAUAUGAUGCACAGACAGAUACUUACAGUAUAAGCUCAAACUCAUUCC
Neohortaea acidophila is the source of this 1193-nucleotide messenger RNA. RefSeq lists its product as uncharacterized. The transcript has 2 exons. Bases 199 to 933 code for a protein of 244 amino acids. The record is from RefSeq and is a predicted model, not a curated record. NCBI's taxonomy places the organism in Eukaryota, Fungi, Ascomycota, Dothideomycetes, Mycosphaerellales, Teratosphaeriaceae.